AAAGGAAAACCAAAGGAGCUGCACGGCGCAACACACACAACCUCUGACCUUCCAGAACAGAAGACACCACGAAACCACGACACCCCCAGAGCACGAGACCCCAUGGCGAAGACCAACGAGGAAACGGAAACGGAACCGGAACCGGCCCCUGCCGGCAACGAAAAGGCCGGCGGCGAAGCUCCCGAAGCGGCAGCCGCCACCGCGGGCGAAGAAAGCAGCGGACCGGAUGCGGAGAAUUCCGGUGAUCCACAACCGGAGCGAGGCGAAUCCCCGGGGGUUGCCUCGGAGAUUCCGCAAGGGACACCGAAACGAGAUGCAGAAGAGAACGAGCCUCCGGCAAAGGGCGGCAGCAACAACGACAAUAACGACAAGGACAGCAACGACAAGGACAACGAUAGCAACGACAAGGACAACAGCAACAGCAACAACGACAACAACGACGACAACCACCAAAACGAUGCCGAGAACGACGCGGCUCCGGUGGCCGUGCGGCCCCUGAAACGGGCGCGAACGGCCUACUUUAUUUUUGCCGACGAGCAGCGGCCGUCGAUCCAAAAGGAGGUGAGUGACUGAGUGAGUGACUGAGUGUGCCCGGCCUCUGUCGACCGUCGCAUGGACCUAGGGGAGGGUCGGAUGCCACGCGACGCAAUGGGGGGGGAUCGAUCCGUCUGUGCUGGGUUCCAGCGGAUCCUUCUCCGCGUGCACCUUGUCUCGCUUUGUUGCUAUUGCUAGAAUCGAUUCCAUUGUGUCCUUCGUGCCACACUCAACCCCGCGGGCUUGUUUUUCUUUGAUUCCCACUGCACAACACACGAUCCGAUCUGUUGGAAUCCAUCCGAUUGCUCCGCGUCGCAUCCCAUCGUUCCUUGGUGCGGUGUGCCUUGCCACUGCCACUGCCGCUGCCACUGCGCCUGCGACUGCCAUCGACCCCUCCCAACAGCACCCCGGCGAGACCGUCGCGGUCCAGGCCAAGCGGAUCGGCGCCCGCUGGAAGUCCCUCCCCGACGCCGAGAAGGACCGCUUCCGGGCCCUGGCGGCAGCCGAGAAGGAGCGCGUUUUGGCGAGCCUCCCGGAGGGUGCCCCCGGCCCGGUCGGGGACGCGGGGAGUCCCUCCGAUUCCCUCGUCUUUCCCGUCGCCCGGAUCCGCCGGAUCGCCAAGCUCGACCCGGAGGUCAAGACGCUGUCGCGGGAGGCCCUCCAGCUGGUCGCCCGGGCCGCCGAGCUGGCCCUGGCCAGGCUCGGGACCGAGUGCGUCCGCGUCGCCCGGAUGCAGAACCGCCGGACCCUCCUCCCGGACGACGUGGCCGACGUCUGCACCCACCGGGAGGCCUUUCACUUUCUGAGGGAGGACAUCCGGGACCUGGCGGCGGCCCAGCAAAAGGGGAGCGGAAAGGCCGAGGCCGCGGCCGCGGCGGGCCGGGCGGAAAAGGCCAAGAGGGAGGCCGCGGCGGGGACCAAGCCGCUGACCUCGUACUUUGGGGUGGCGGGGGGGACCGGCGGGUAGCAACGGACCCCGCAUCGAAUCGAAACGAAUCGAAUCGAAUCGAACCGGAACGGCAGGGAAGCCUUCCAUAGAUCGCUCGGCGGGUUGGAACACCCGCCGUGCCGACCGACAAGGAGGGGCAAUCGUCGCAGAAACAUCACCGGUCGCCUGGAUCUCGUUCGCGUCACUCUUAUGGCAC
This is a messenger RNA of Pseudo-nitzschia multistriata, 1679 nucleotides long. NCBI's taxonomy places the organism in Eukaryota, Bacillariophyta, Bacillariophyceae, Bacillariales, Bacillariaceae. The record is from the annotation of a GenBank genome assembly.